AAUUUGAAUUUUUUUUUCCACUCCUCGAGACGAUGCAGAUUCCUAUGGCUUCUUCAUUGAAUAUGGUGAGAAGUUUAAUCACGCUUCCCGCGCCCCGACUGAACUGUGUCUGCUUUUCUUAUUUAAUGCUAUUGAUAUCCUCCAAUGGGUGGGUUUUCUUUUAACCUGUUUCGGCACAUUCAAGGUUUUCCCAGCCAUUCAGACAGACUGAGUUCCAGCUCAUUUCUUUGAAUCCCGAAAUGGGUUCUUCGGUUCAUCUUCUGGGCUUUGUCUUUUCGGUGAUUUUCAUCUUUCAAAACUCCAUUACUGUAGUUUCUCAGAAGUCAGUCGGAGGUGGAACUGUUCAAGGGAUUGUUUUGAUUAAUGGAAGCGGAGGCAUUGGAAGGACGGAUGAAGAUUUCAUCUGUACUACAUUGGAUUGGUGGCCACCUGAAAAAUGUGACUAUGGAACUUGUAGCUGGGGCCUUGCUUCUAUGCUCAAUCUGGAUCUAAACAACACAAUUUUGUUAAAUGCUGUUAAAGCUUUUAAGCCCUUGAAAAUUAGAUUGGGUGGAACAUUGCAAGAUAAGGUUAUAUAUGAGACUGGAAAUCCACAGCAACCCUGUCCCCAAUUUGUUAAAAACUCUGAGAUGUUUGGCUUCUCUGAAGGCUGUCUACCAAUGUCUAGAUGGGAUGAACUUAACACUUUCUUCAAAAAGGCUGGGGCCGUAGUUAUCUUCGGAUUAAAUGCACUAAGUGGAAGGACUCUGGCAUCUGAUGGCUCUGCAGUAGGACCUUGGAAUUCUACAAAUGCAGAAUCCCUUAUACGCUAUACCGUCAACAAGAAUUAUACAAUACAUGGUUGGGAGCUUGGAAAUGAAUUGAGUGGGAAUGGAGUUGGUACAAGCGUUGCAGCCGACCAGUACGCAUCUGAUGUGAUCUCUCUCAAAAAAAUAGUGCAUAAUAUCUACAGGGGUUUUCAUGUAAAGCCAUUAAUCAUAACACCAGGGGGAUUCUUUGAUGCAAACUGGUUCACAAAACUAGUAAAUAAAACACCCAGAUCGCUCGAUGUUGUCACGCAUCACAUAUAUAAUCUUGGCCCAGGUGUCGAUACCCAUCUGAUUGACAAGAUCCUCGAUCCAUCCUAUCUUGAUGGUGAGGCGCAGACAUUCAGCAGCCUCCAGAGGUUGCUAAAAAAUGCUGCAAGUUCAGCAACUGCUUGGGUUGGGGAAGCAGGAGGAGCAUAUAACAGUGGCCAUAACCUUGUCACCAAUGCAUUUGUGUUUAGUUUCUGGUACCUGGAUCAGCUAGGCAUGGCAGCAUCUUAUGAUACUAAAACAUACUGCAGACAAACAUUGAUUGGUGGAAACUAUGGGUUACUCAACACAACCACCUUUGUUCCAAAUCCUGAUUACUACAGUGCUCUCCUUUGGCACCGGUUAAUGGGAAGAACGGUCCUAUCGGCAAAUUUUACAGGAACAAAGAACAUAAGAGCAUAUUCACAUUGUGCAAAACAAUCUCAAGGAAUCACAUUGCUACUGAUCAACCUCGACAGUAACACCACAGUUGUUUUCAGUGUUGCAACUGAAGAUGCUGUCCUUAAUAAGACUUGGACUUUGGAACAUAAUGGAAUCACAAGGGAGGAGUAUCACCUAACAGCUAAGGAUGGAAACUUGCAGAGCCAAACAAUGCUUCUAAAUGGGAAAAUAUUGACUGUAAAUUCAUCUGGGGAUAUACCUACUUUGAUACCUUUAAGUGUAAAUUCAUCUGGGCCAAUAACAGUUGCCCCUUACUCAAUUGUAUUUGCUCAUAUUCCUAAUAUUUCUGUUCCAGCUUGUAGGUAAUUUGACCAAAUGGAACCAAAUUGGUU
Messenger RNA from Telopea speciosissima, 1849 nucleotides. RefSeq names its product heparanase-like protein 3. The coding region runs from base 240 to 1823 and encodes 527 amino acids. Gene Ontology annotation, molecular function: beta-glucuronidase activity. The transcript is spliced from 9 exons. The record is from RefSeq and is a predicted model, not a curated record. Gene Ontology annotation, cellular component: plant-type cell wall; membrane. NCBI's taxonomy places the organism in Eukaryota, Viridiplantae, Streptophyta, Magnoliopsida, Proteales, Proteaceae.